Molecule: messenger RNA, 2651 nt
Organism: Cuscuta campestris
Lineage: Eukaryota; Viridiplantae; Streptophyta; Magnoliopsida; Solanales; Convolvulaceae
Source: the annotation of a GenBank genome assembly
CUCUGAAACAACAAUAAUUGCAGAUAUAAGGAAAGCUGCUUUUAAUGAGCUUCCGGUAAAACACAAAUCCCAUUAUUACGGCGGAUCAAUCACAGCAGAUUUCUAAAAACUUUCCUUUUUUGAUUUGGUUUCUCCCACUUUCAUUUCUAAGGUACUGCUUCGUUUUCUUCUUCUUCAUCAUCAAAUAUCACUUCUCUAGUUUUGCAAUUACUGAAAUAAGUCUGGAAUUACUCGGCAGAGCUAGAGCUGGCGUUUUGUAUGAAAGGGUUGUGAUGAAAGACUGUUCUUGAUUCAAUUGGAUGUAGCUUAAAGAUUUGAUUUUGUUUGAAGGGUUUGUUUAUUUAUGGGCUGAGAGAUGAGAAUUCUGCUGGGAUUUGUGAUUUUCAGCUGUUUUUUGUGUUUUCUUGAAGAGUUUAUGUUAUUGCAGUUGUAAAAGGUUCAUAGGCUCUGAAGAGGUUUGACAAUCUAUCACAGAGCUGUUUGCAGUUAGCUUUCCUUGAUGAGCUUUGGAAAAUGGCCUCAUAUGGUGCUUCAAUAACUGGAAGUUAGUGUGGAAAAAUGGAAGGAGUAGAUUCUUCAGAAAUGGCUAGGAGUCUGUUGUAUGCAGCUGUAAUUCUUACGUGCUUUUGCUCUUUGGUUUCACCCGAUGUUCAAGGAGAUGCCUUGUUUGCAUUGAAGCAGUCACUGAAUGCAUCUAAUAGUCAGCUUCAAGAUUGGAAUAUUAAUCAAGUUAAUCCAUGCACUUGGUCCAAAAUCUCAUGUGAUGAUAGUUCCAAUGUCGUCAUGGUGUCAUUGUCUAAUAUGGGAUUUUCAGGCAAUUUAUCUCCAAAAAUCGGAGUUUUGAAGAAGCUCAACACACUAUCACUGCAAGGAAAUUUCAUAACUGGUAAGAUUCCUGAAGAAGUUGGAAAUUUGACAAGCUUGACUAUGUUGGACCUGGAAAACAACCAACUAUAUGGAGAAAUACCAGCUUCCCUUGGUAGCCUCAAGAACCUCCAGUUCUUGUUCUUGAAUCAAAACAAUCUCUCCGGGACAAUCCCUCAAUCACUUUCAAGCCUUCAUAGCUUGUAUAACUUGCAGCUCGAUUCGAAUGGUCUUACUGGUGAAAUACCUGAAAGUUUAUUUGAGGUCCCCAAAUACAACUUUACAGGCAACCGUCUGAAUUGUGGCCUCAAUUUCAGCCAUCUUUGUGAAUCUGGUAGAGCUCCUUCAGGCAAAUCAAAGACUGGAAUGGUUGUUGGCAUUGUUGUUGGAUUUCUUUGUAUUGUAAUCGCGGGAGGCUUACUGCUAUGUUUCUUGAGAGGCCGACAUAAAGGCUACAUGCGCGAGGUCUAUGUAGAUGUUCCAGGAGAAGUUGACCGGCGGAUAGAAUUUGGUCAGUUGAAAAGGUUUUUAUGGACAGAGUUGCAAAUUGCUACAGAGAACUUCAGUGAAAAGAACGUGCUGGGACAGGGAGGUUUUGGGAAAGUUUACAAAGGAGUACUCCCUGAUAACACAAAGAUUGCCGUUAAACGGUUAACAGACUAUGAGAGUCCCGGUGGAGAUGCUGCGUUCCACCGUGAAGUUGAGAUGAUAAGUGUGGCUGUUCACCGGAAUCUCUUAAGGCUCAUUGGGUUUUGCACCACACCAACAGAGCGACUUCUCGUAUACCCCUUCAUGCAAAACUUGAGUGUUGCCUAUCGAUUACGAGAACGCAAACCUGGGGAGGCUGUUCUAGAUUGGCCUACGAGAAAGCGUGUUGCAUUGGGCACGGCGCGUGGACUUGAGUACUUGCAUGAACAUUGUAACCCUAAAAUCAUCCACCGUGAUGUUAAGGCUGCAAAUGUAUUGUUGGAUGAAUACUUCGAAGCUGUUGUGGGCGAUUUUGGCCUGGCAAAGCUGGUGGAUGUUAGAAGGACGAAUGUGACAACUCAAGUUCGCGGAACGAUGGGACACAUAGCCCCUGAGUAUUUGUCUACCGGAAAAUCAUCAGAGAAAACCGAUGUUUUUGGCUACGGAAUCAUGCUUCUUGAGCUUGUAACAGGUCAACGCGCGAUCGAUUUCUCUCGCCUUGAAGAAGAAGAUGAUGUGUUAUUGCUUGAUCAUGUGAAGAAGCUGCAAAGAGAGAAGAGGCUACACGCCAUUGUAGACGGCAACCUGAACAAGAACUACAACAUAGAGGAAGUGGAGAUGAUGAUUCAGGUGGCUCUGCUGUGCACGCAGGCAUCGCCCGAAGAGCGCCCCGCAAUGUCGGUGGUAGUGAGGAUGUUGGAAGGGGAGGGUCUCGCCGAGAGGUGGGAGGAGUGGCAGCACGUCGAGGUCACCCGCAGGCAAGAGUACGAGCGGCUGCAGAGACGGUUUGAUUGGGGGGAGGACUCGAUCUAUAACCAGGACGCGAUUGAGCUGUCUGGGGGAAGAUGAAAGAAGUCUCAGUCAGUUGAAGGUGUUUUGUGAAGUUAGAGUUAGGGUAUUUUCAUGUCAGUUGGCUGAACACUUAGCCACAUUUGUUUUUUCCUCUAAUUCUUGUAUUGAUCUUUUUAGACAAGUAAUAUAUCCUGUUCAUAAACUCUGUCUAAUGACCGCACAGAUGUAGUAAUUCUUGUUACCUGAACAGAAAGUAUAGGUCUACAUUUGCUGCCUCACACUAAUAUGAGGGACAAUUGGUUGUUUGU